AUGCCGACUUACACACAUUCAGGUAAAUAUUUGUACGAAAUUUGGCUCUUUUAUGCUAAUAUAAUCGGCUACAUUCGCUUGAUCUUGAUUAUCGCUUCGGUGACUGGAGCAAGUGCAGCUAUUCAUCAAAACUCAUUUGAUUGGGCAAUUUUUGCUUCAUUUUGUAAUUAUACAGGAGGCUGGCUGUUAGAUUGGAUUGAUGGACCCUUGGCAAGAAAGUAUCAGCAGUGUACAGUUUUUGGUGCAUGUUUUGACUGGUACUGUGAUUUACUUGCCGAACUAGUGUUUAUCGUAUGGGCAGCUGAAUUAAGACUAUGGAUAUCUCUUUGGAUGCUGAUGAUUUUAGCGCUCGAACUAGGCUCAGGAUUAAUAGAUACGAACAAUGUGGCAGCAAAUUAUCCAUGGACUGAGUUUGCCCCCAAGUCUGGUUUUAGUUUUCGCAUUCUACAAAUCGUAUUUCCUAAGGGUCAUUACAGCAAGAUCGGUACUGCAGUUUGGAUUCUGCACGCUACAUGGGCAUUCUGCUAUAUAAUACUUGCUCACAUUCCUGCACACUAUUUAUAUCUCGCUGCUAUAAUACACGGCUUAAGCAUAUUAUUGCUUCCUGUUGCGCUUUGUUACGCCCUACAUCAGAUCGCCUAUAUGAUCGUACUUGUUUCGGGAUGGAAGGAGCCUGCACGUGGAACUCCUGAGUAG
Messenger RNA from Rotaria socialis, 696 nucleotides. NCBI's taxonomy places the organism in Eukaryota, Metazoa, Rotifera, Eurotatoria, Philodinida, Philodinidae. The record is from the annotation of a GenBank genome assembly.